GCCGUCACCGGUUGGCGGAGCCGCAAAGUCAUCACGGCGAUAUCGGGAAUUCCUCUCCGUGUAGGGCUCCGCGUGUGUGACGGAGAACCGGAGCCUCACUCUCUGCUGGGAGGAAGCAGCACGCACCGAAUACACGUGAGGCGUCAACCAUGUUCAUCUACCAUGUUUCCUGCCCGUGUUUUCAUCUGAGCCCGGCUCCGCCGCAGGAGGAGGAGUAGGACAUGUAUCUGUGUGAGAGUGGGAAAGUAGUUGAGGUUUGAUGAGAACAAACUUAGAAAAGAGACAACAUGGUCAACUGCAUCUUCAUCCGCAUUUCCUGCUCAUAAACAUCAGAUCUGAGAUCUGUCCUGCUACUAAGGUGACCCCAGCAAGGCCGACUUGAAUAGAUUUUGCCAUGUUUUCUGAUGCUCUGGACGCUGCUGGGCGGGUGGAGGGCCUGCCGCUGUCCUCCCCACCGCCACUACCAGAGCUAGCAGAGGAGGAAGCAGAGGCCUCAGCGGAGAGGGGGCCGAAGAGACGAGGCCGUUACAGGCAGAGUCUGCAGCUUUUAAAGCCCUUCAGGAUAACACACAGGCACCAGCACCCAGUCGAUAACGCCGGCCUCUUUUCAUUUAUGACUCUGCACUGGCUCUCCCCACUGGCACUAAAGGCGUUCAGGGCGUCCAGCCUGUCUAUAGACGAUGUGUGGGGACUGUCUUGCCACGAAGCCUCUGAGAUCAACUGCCAAAGGCUUGAAUCUUUGUGGCAUGACGAGCUGAAGAGUCGAGGGCGCGAGGGUGCAUCGCUGACAAGAGUCUUCUGGAGGUUCUGCCAAACCCGCGUAUUGGUGGCCAUCUUUUCCCUCCUCCUCACAAUGGUGGCAGGCUUCAUUGGGCCCGCUCUCCUGGUGCGAGCUCUGCUGGAGUAUUCCCAGAGUCCAGUGAGCUGCGUUCCGUACGGCCUGUCCCUGGUAGCCGGGAUCUUCCUCACUGAGCUGAUUCGCUCCUGGUCCAUGGCGCUCAUGUGGGCCGUCAACUACCGCACUGCAGCGCGCCUCCGUGGGGCCGCUCUUACUUUUGCGUUCCACAAAAUCCUCCGCCUACGCCACACUAAAGACAUCACACCGGGCGAGCUGAUCAACAUCUGCACGAAUGACGGCCAGCGGCUGUAUGAAGCAGUGUCAAUAGGCUGCAUGCUGGCUGGGGGGCCCCUGGUGGGAAUACUUGGUCUGUCCUACACUGCAUACUUCCUGGGCCCCACUGCUCUGCUGGGCUCAGCAAUUUUCGUCCUCUUCUACCCUACCAUGAUGCUCGCAUCGAGACUGACGGCAUAUUUCCGCAAAAAGUGUGUGACAGUGACUGACCGCCGCGUGAGGUUGAUGAACGAGAUCUUGGGCUGCAUGAAGUUCAUCAAGAUGUACUGUUGGGAAGACAUCUUUGCAAAGAAUAUUCACAAGGUGCGAUCAGAGGAGAGGGGAAUACUGGAGAAAGCUGGUGUCGUCCACAGCCUCACAGUGGGUGUGGCUCCCAUCGUCGUGGUGAUAGCAAGCGCAUGCACUUUCACCCUGCAUAUGGCUUUGGGCUAUGACCUCACUGCAGCUCAGGCUUUCACUGUAGUUGCAGUUUUCAACUCCAUGACCUUUUCCUUGAAAGUCACACCAAUGGCUGUAAGGUCACUGUCGGAGGGCGCCGUCGCAGUUAAAAGAUUUCAGAGGCUCUUUAUGAUGGAAGACAGAGAGGUUGUUUUGCUCAAAAUGGAGGAUCCUAGCAACGCCGUGGAAUUUCGGGAUGCCACACUGGCUUGGGAAAAGGCUCGCCCUCCUCCUGCUAAACCUAACCCACCUCCGAAGAAACGGGGAGGGAUGAAACGCGUGCUGCGCAGGGAGAAGCUCAGCCUGUACAUUUCCACAGAGGAAGGCAAAGGGAACAAGGAAGUUCCUAACGCUCAAAGUCUCCUCACUAAUAUGGAGCAGGAGAGUCCACAAAGCACCAUCUCCUCCACACAAAGCAUACGGCCUCCACUGCACAAGACCCUGCACCGCAUCGACCUGCGCAUUAAGAGGGGUUCACUGGUUGGAAUCUGUGGAGGCGUCGGCACAGGAAAGAGCUCUCUUCUGUCCGCUCUACUGGGACAGAUGACCCUGUUAGAGGGGAACGUAGCGGUCAGCGGCGGCUUUGCUUACGUCGCUCAACAAGCCUGGAUCCUCAAUGACUCACUGAAGGAAAACAUCCUGUUUGGAAACGAGUAUGACCCGGAGAAAUAUAAUGCUGUCCUGGAAGCCUGCUGCCUUCUCCCAGAUCUUGCAGAGCUCCCAUACGGGGACAUGACUGAGAUUGGUGAGAGAGGGGCCAACCUGAGUGGAGGGCAGCGCCAGAGAGUGAGUCUGGCCCGGGCUCUCUACAGCGAGCGGCCCAUAAUGCUCCUGGAUGACCCUCUCAGUGCGGUCGAUGCUUGUGUGGGUUCCCAUGUCUUCCAUAAAGCUAUCAAAGCUGCCGGCAAAGACAAGACGGUGCUCUUUGUAACGCACCAGCUGCAAUACCUGCCCCAGUGCGACCAUGUGAUUCUGAUGAAGGACGGGCAGAUUGCAGAGCAGGGCUCUCAUGCUCAGUUAAUGUGUAGAGAGCGUGACUAUGCCAGCCUAUUCAACAGCAUGCAACACGAGAAUCUGGUGAAAGAGAAUUUAAAAAACAAACGGGAAGGUGCAGUAAAGCCUGACAGUGUGGUCGAUGUUGCCAAGGCCGUGCCGAAGGCUGAAAGCAAGAAAGGAGAGUGUCUGAUGAAAGCUGAGGAGAAGGGCUCCGGUGCAGUCGCCUGGUCUGUGUAUGCGGCAUACAUCAAAGCAGCAGGAGGUCCAAUAGUCUUCAUCAUCAACGUAUUCCUCUUCCUCUCCACUACAGGCACCAUAGCCUUCAGUAACUGGUGGCUGAGUCACUGGAUCAGGCAGGGCAGUGGGAACACAUCAUUAAUCUCGGAGAAUGAAACGAUGGCGAGCAACAGCAUGAGACUCAACCCUCACAUUCAGUACUAUUCCACUGUUUACGUGGCGUCCAUGGGAGCUUCUUUGCUGCUGAAGACAAUGAGAGGGCUGGUGUUUGUGAAGUGCACGGUGAAGGCUGCCUCCGUGCUCCACGACAAGCUGUUCCGCCAGCUCCUCCUCAGCCCUAUGCACUUCUUUGAUACAACCCCCCUGGGUCGUAUCCUGACCCGCUUCUCCAGAGACAUGGAUGAGGUGGAUGUGCGUCUCACCAUGCAAGCUGAGAUGCUGCUGCAGAACCUGACCCUGGUGCUGUUUUGCUUGGGAAUGGUGAGCAUUGUCUUCCCGUGGUUCCUGAUCUCCAUCCUGCCCAUCGGAGCCUUCCUCUUCGUCAUCAACCGUGUGUCCAGGGUUCUGAUUCGCGAGCUGAAGCGGCUGGAGAACAUCAGCCAAUCACCAUUCACCUCUCACAUCACCAGCAGCCUUCAGGGACUCUCCACAAUCCACGCCUUUGGAAGAGGGCACGACUUCCUCCAAAGAUAUCAGGAUCUACUGGACACCAACCAGGCCUCCAACUACCUCUUUAGCUGCGCCAUGCGUUGGCUGGCUGUUCGCCUGGACCUCAUCAGCAUCACUCUCACCACUGGUGUAGCUCUUUUCAUUGUCUUCAUGCACAAACAGAUACCUCCAGCCUACGCAGGCCUCGCCAUAUCGUACGCAGUGCAGCUGAACGGCCUGUUACAGUUCACCGUGCGGCUGCUCACAGAGACCGAAGCUCGCUUCACAUCAGUGGAGAGGAUCGAUCAUUAUAUAAAUAGUCUCGAGAGUGAAGCCCCCCGACAAAGUCCCUCAGCAGAUGCUCCUGCCCCCUCCUGGCCUCAGCAGGGGAACAUCACCUUCCAGGAUGUGGAGAUGCGUUAUCGUGAGGAUCUGCCGCUGGUGCUGAAGAAUCUGUCCUUCACCAUCGGGCCGGAAGAGACCAUCGGCAUUGUGGGCCGUACGGGAUCAGGAAAGUCGUCUCUGGGCGUAGCUCUCUUCAGACUCGUGGAGCUGACUGGAGGCUCGAUUAUCAUUGACGGAAUCAAUAUUGCACAGAUUGGUCUGGAUGAUCUGCGAAGCAAGCUAGCCAUCAUUCCUCAAGAGCCGGUACUCUUCAUCGGAACAGUCAGGACCAAUUUAGACCCAUGGGAUCAGUACUCCGAUUCGCAGAUAUGGGAAGCUCUUGAGAAGACGCAUAUUAAAGAGAUGAUCAGCCAACUGCCUCACACGCUCCACUCAGAGGUGACGGAGAACGGAGAGAACUUCUCAGUGGGGGAACGACAGCUACUCUGUGUGGCCAGAGCCCUGCUGCGCAACAGCAAGGUCCUUAUAUUAGACGAGGCAACAGCAGCCAUCGACACUGAGACAGACCGCCUCAUCCAGCAGACCAUUCGCUGUGCGUUUGGCAGCUGCACCACCCUCAUCAUCGCCCAUCGUCUGAACACUGUGAUGAGCUGCAGCAGGGUCAUGGUCCUGGACAACGGCCAGAUUUUGGAGUUUGACAGCCCCACUUCUUUGUUGGCAGACGAAAACUCAAGAUUCAGAGCCAUGAUAGAAGCAUCAGAAAACCAAAGCAGAUAAAAGACACUGGAGCUGAACUGUGACGUGAGAGGUGACGCUACAAAAUAUUCAGUGGAAAACCUAAAAUGCACAAAAAACACCACUCAGUCCUGCAGCAGUGGGAGAGUGAGGUGUAGAUACAAAAAAGUGUCUCUGACAACGGCUUCUUUGUGUAGCAAUGUCUGUUUAUUUCCAAACCAAAGACCCAGGGACCACAUUUUGUGAAGGACGAAGCAGAACCGCUUCCUGCUCUUUGUGGAGGCCAAAUAAUCAUCUGCAAGUGAAACAGAGCAACGUCUCCGACAAUAGCACUUUAUAAUUCAUGUGGACACUGGUGCUUCCUUUUCCUUAUGGACGUCAGCUGAUCAGUAAGACUUCAAAUUAGUUUUAGUCUUUUUAUUUCUGAAGCAAGAAUUUACUGUUAAGGAUGUAUUAGUUAGUAUUGAUUUUUCAAUACAGUAUAUCCAGACAAAAAUCCUCUAUUCAUUAACCAUUCCUAUAUGUCAUUUUUUAUGUUUAUUUUUCAGUCUGUUAUAACGGAAUUUCAGUAAAUGAUGGCAGAUUUUAUUUGUGCCUACGCUGUAAACAUUUUCAGGUCAUGUAAUGGAGUUAGCCAUGUAAGCAUGCCUCUUACACACUGCAUGCAAGUACUGUGUGAUGGAGGUUUCCUCUAAAUCCAAAUGCUGCUUCGUAUCGGUCAUAUUGCAAUCUGGGGGGGGGGGGGUGGGGUUGUUUUGUGUGUGUGAUAAGUAUGUGUUUGGGUCAUUCGGGAUGCAAUAUUACCAAUGAUAACAAUUUAUUUUAGCAGAUAUUUCUUUCCUUUUCAAACUUAUUUAAAGAAAUUUGAAUUCCGUAACAUGUUGAAAUAUCAACAGGCCUCUAUGCAAACCCUUCCUCCUUCAGUAAAGAUAAAGAUAUAUAAUUGUAUUUAUAUAAAGAGAAAUAUUCAAAAUGCUGGUAUUUCAAAUCUGCACAUUUGAAACUGAUGGUAAGGUUUUUAGGAGGAUAAUACAGUAUAUAAUGUGCAACAAAGCUGAAACUGAUCAACAUAUUAUGUAUUUUAAAUGUUUUCAAAAAGCUGUAGAUUGAAAUUCUGCCUUAUAAUCAAGUAUGUGCUAUACAAUCAUUGAUAAAGUGCAAUUAGUUUAUUUUGCAUCGAUACGUUUCACGAUUGCCUUUUGUAAAUUUGAGAUUUUAAUCUUGUUUUGUUAUUAAGGUUCUUGUUUUUUAAAUAAAAAUAUUUUUAUAUAUGAUGAUGUCCAAUUGUCUAAGCUGUUUUACAUGUCAAAAGGUAACUCUGAUUGCACACAUCAGACUGUAGGCAGGGAUCAGCGAGUACUUCUGCAUUUGAUGGAAAUAAGUAGUAUAAAGCCUUUGGGCACUUCUACAACAUUCAUUCCUUAACAUGGUAGAAGAUAUUCUUUAAGCUGCACUUAAGUGAAAAGAUACUUGUUUAUUGAUUUCUUAACUAAACUGGAGGACUCAACAACACAAAAAGUACAGUUUGUGUGAGAGAGAGAAAUAAACAACUGUGUUCACAAACA
This is a messenger RNA of Trematomus bernacchii (emerald rockcod), 6096 nucleotides long. RefSeq names its product multidrug resistance-associated protein 5. Gene Ontology annotation, biological process: transmembrane transport. Gene Ontology annotation, cellular component: membrane. Gene Ontology annotation, molecular function: ATP hydrolysis activity; ATP binding; ABC-type transporter activity. The coding region runs from base 395 to 4573 and encodes 1392 amino acids. The record is from RefSeq and is a predicted model, not a curated record. The transcript is spliced from 29 exons. NCBI's taxonomy places the organism in Eukaryota, Metazoa, Chordata, Actinopteri, Perciformes, Nototheniidae.